UGCACUCCUCCCCUUUUCCUCUCAAGGCUCUCGUCGACCUGACGGUCGCAGACGCAAACAUGGCCCCUGUGUGGAGUGCAGUAAAUCGGGCUGUUUUCGCUGCCAAAACCGCCCCAGGUUUACUUCUCAGUCGUGCCGCUGCUAAAAAUGCCAAUCAAAUUCGUCAAAUGUCUGGUGGUGGCCACGACCGGUUUGUAGUCCAACCGACCCGCUGGCAGUGGCACAAGUUCAAGGAUCUUUUGCAUUUUUACACAUUUGUUGGAGCCAUUCCUCUCGGACUCAUUUCUCUGUAUGCUAAUCUCUUCAUUGGCCCUGCUGAACUAGCUCCCAUACCUGAGGGCUACAAGCCCCAAGAAUAUGAGUACUACCGUCAUCCAAUUACGAGAUUUUUUAAGAAAUACAUAAUGGAGGGCGAGCAAGAAGCCUAUGAAAGGCAUAUGCAUUAUAUCUGGGAGGUUUAUGACAAGUCCCAGUAUGCGAAAAUUGAAAAUGAAGUUAAAACCCUACAGGCAAAUCGUGGUGACUAUCAACACUGGUAUUACAUCCCAACUGAGACGCAGACCUACCAAGUCAUGCAACAGGAUGUGUAUGAAAUGGAACAAGAGCGUUCGUUUGGACGUUAAUAAGUUGAUUCUUUUAAUGAAUGUAGCAAAUUCAGUUUUCAAUUGUAUAAAUCUGUGUAAUUAUUAUUAAUAAAAUUUGAGUUAAUUCCUA
This is a messenger RNA of Thrips palmi, 714 nucleotides long. RefSeq names its product NADH dehydrogenase [ubiquinone] 1 beta subcomplex subunit 5, mitochondrial (gene ND-SGDH). Bases 60 to 623 code for a protein of 187 amino acids. The record is from RefSeq and is a predicted model, not a curated record. The transcript has 4 exons. NCBI's taxonomy places the organism in Eukaryota, Metazoa, Arthropoda, Insecta, Thysanoptera, Thripidae.